AUGGAUCCAUCUUCUCGAGCCCCGAGGACACUGCCAGUCUUCACACUAGAAGGAAAGAACUGUCUGGUCACAGGAGGAGCAGGUGGUCUGGGCAAAGAAUGCAUUACAGGAUUUGCUCUGUCGGGGGCCAACUGCGCAUGCAUUGAUCUAGAUCUGGACUCGUGUCAAACAACUUUAAAGGAGAUCUCGGCCCGAGUUCUUCAGGAGUCUGGUAUUGAAGCGGGAUCAAUGCGUGGCUACGCCUGCAAUGUCACGGACGAGGACGACGUAAAGAAAACCAUCAACCAGGUGGUGCAGGACUUCGGUCAAAUCGACGUCCUUGUCACAUGUGCUGGAACCACCGUACACCGCGAAGCGGAGGCGACCGAUCUCGCCACCUGGAGCAAAGUGCUCGACAUCAACCUAAACGGUACUUAUCUGUUUGGCCGCGAGGUAGGAAAGCACAUGUUGGACAGAAACAUCCCUGGAUCCUUGAUAUUCAUCGCCAGUGGCGCUGGCACCCGUGCCCCGAGACCACAGGCACAAGCGUCAUACAACGCGUCGAAAGCAGGUGUCAAGCUGUUGGCGGCUUCGUUGGCGAUUGAGUGGGGAAGUCGCGGUAUCCGCGUGAACUCCCUGAGUCCAGGAUACCUGGACACCCCCCUGUCUCGGAAACAGUUCGCAAACCAGGUGUCCGUGAAGCCGGUUCCGGAUCUAAAAGAACAGUGGCUCAGGCAAAUUCCGCUUGGUCGCUUUGCGGAUCCAAGCGAGCUUCAGGGUACUCUCGUCUGGAUGGCAAGCGCGGCAAGCAGCUACUUGACUGGCUCUGAUGUUAUUGUUGAUGGAGCCUGGUCAGCGUAG
This is a messenger RNA of Fonsecaea multimorphosa CBS 102226, 840 nucleotides long. RefSeq lists its product as uncharacterized. The coding region runs from base 1 to 840 and encodes 279 amino acids. The transcript is spliced from 7 exons. Gene Ontology annotation, molecular function: oxidoreductase activity, acting on NAD(P)H, oxygen as acceptor. The record is from RefSeq and is a predicted model, not a curated record. Gene Ontology annotation, cellular component: intracellular anatomical structure. NCBI's taxonomy places the organism in Eukaryota, Fungi, Ascomycota, Eurotiomycetes, Chaetothyriales, Herpotrichiellaceae.